Molecule: messenger RNA, 1524 nt
Organism: Brassica oleracea var. oleracea
Lineage: Eukaryota; Viridiplantae; Streptophyta; Magnoliopsida; Brassicales; Brassicaceae
Exons: 13
Coding region: 211-1362 (383 amino acids)
Source: RefSeq, a predicted model, not a curated record
AAAAGAAUCCACAGAAUAGGAGGCCUCAUCUCUCUCGCACACUCUCACUCUCUCUCAUUCGCCAGAUCACAGAAAAUCUCUCAUUCGUCAGAUCUCCGAGUUCUUAUCUUUACUUUUCACAGUGUGGGGUUUGAUUGCUUAAAGACGGAAGCUUUCCUCUAAGAUUUGAGAUUAGUAUAUUUGUUUUGGAGAAUAUUGCAAAGAAACAAAAUGGGAACAAUGCACCGAAGUGGUUUAGCUCCUCGAAGAACAAACGAAAACGCAAAAGUUAUUAUCACAACAAUACUGGGAAUCGUCUUUGGCACUUUUAUUGGCAUCUCAUUACCUUCUCUUUCUUUCAAGAUUAACUUACCUUCGGCUCUUAUAUCAUCUCUUGAUGUCGCCUUGUCUGAUGGCAAACUGUUAUCAGCUCGUGACGACAAAUCUCCUGAACAUUUCGGUUCUAGAAAAUUUCCUCAGAUAUAUGUUCCCACCAACCCGCGUGGUGCAGAACUACUACCUCCAGGGAUUGUUGUUGCUAAAACUGAUCUCUACUUGCGCAGAUUAUGGGGUGAACCUAAUGAAGAUUUGAAGAAGAAGCCAAAAUAUCUUGUGACAUUUACUGUUGGGUUUGAGCAGAGGAACCAUAUUAAUUCAGUUGUUAAGAAGUUUUCUGAAGAUUUCCAGAUUUUGCUUUUCCACUAUGAUGGCCGGACAACGGAGUGGGACCAGUUUGAGUGGUCGAAGAGUGCGAUUCAUAUUAGUACAAGAAAGCAAACAAAAUGGUGGUAUGCGAAGAGGUUCUUGCAUCCUGAUGUUGUUUCGGCUUACGAGUACAUUUUCAUAUGGGAUGAAGAUCUUGGUGUGGAGCACUUCAAUGCUGAUAAGUAUAUUCAGUUAGUUAAGAAGCAUGGUUUAGAGAUUUCUCAGCCAGGUCUAGAGCCCAACAAUGGACUUACAUGGGAAAUGACAAAGAGGCGAGGUGACCGAGAGGUUCACAAAGAUACUAAAGAGAAAGCAGGAUGGUGUAGUGACCCACAUUUACCUCCUUGCGCUGCGUUUGUAGAAAUAAUGGCGCCUGUGUUUUCUCGAGAAGCAUGGCGAUGUGUGUGGCAUAUGAUUCAGAAUGAUCUGGUUCAUGGAUGGGGUCUAGACUUUGCUCUCAGAAGAUGCGUUGAACCUGCUCAUGAAAAGAUUGGCGUUGUAGAUUCGCAAUGGAUUAUUCAUAAAGUGAUACCUUCGCUUGGAAGUCAAGGUAAGUCAGAGAAUGGGAAAGCCCCAUGGCAAGGAGUGAGAGAGAGAUGCAAAAAGGAGUGGACUAUGUUUCAGAACCGAUUAGCAGAUGCUGAUAAAGAGUACCUUGGGAGGAUGGUCAAAGGAUAGAUUAUAGAUUUUUAUAUUAUGUUAUUAUAUAGAAAAGAAAAAACACUUCCUAUGUAUAUCAAACAUGUAAAAUCCCUUUUUAUUGAUAUAUUUGUGUGAGAUUUAUAUGUUUGUAUUGAACGUCAUGUUUUAUGUUCUAUUUGAUUUUUUAUAAGUCUACCA